Messenger RNA from Bolinopsis microptera, 1231 nucleotides. RefSeq lists its product as uncharacterized. Lineage: Eukaryota; Metazoa; Ctenophora; Tentaculata; Lobata; Bolinopsidae. The record is from RefSeq and is a predicted model, not a curated record. The coding region runs from base 23 to 853 and encodes 276 amino acids. The transcript has 4 exons.
AGGUAUCGGCAAAGAAGCUGAGAUGAUCUAUCCAAUAGCAGUAAUUCUUGCUUUAUCAUCACUCGACACAGUGAAAUCAGAGAUACAAUGGAAAACAGUCCUGCUUGAUGCUAUGGGGUCACAAGGGCAAACAGCUAUUCCACACAGCUUCGAGAGAACUGCAAUACAGAUAAAAACUGACCUUAAUGAUUACAAAAAAAAUAAUAGAAAUGCAAAACUCAUCGUGGAUUUCUAUGCGGGAAAAGAAAAGCAAGGGGGGUUAAUCGUGAACCUUAUCCAGGAUCAACAAGAUACUUACAAGAUAAACAAUUGCCAGACCGGUCUUACCCCUUUUCCCGCGAACAUGCCCAGUACUGAAACUGCGAAAUUGUGGAGUAUUCUUGUCACCACAGGAGCACAACCGUCCAUUAAAGUCCAGGUCAACGGAGUGGAAGUGAUCAACUUACUCAUCUCAGACGAUACAUGUGCUUACUCAAACUGGAAAAAUUACUGGACAGAAGAGAUUGAUCUGCUGGGAUUUAACUCAUGGCAGGGAGGGUUUUCCGGUUACCAUCUAGAUUCAUGCUAUUGGGGCCAUUACUUGGAUGCUGAUGCUGAUUGCCAAGAGUGUCCUGCAGAUCAUUGGAGUGCAGACGCCGGCGAUACUGCCUGCACACCUUGUCCAGCAGGAACUCACGUGGGCGCAGGAUUGGGAUUAGCUGAAAGUGACUGCACAGAGAACGGAGACGAGACAGACGGAGACGAGACAGACGGAGACGAGACAAAGUCUGAACACAAAUACUCUCAAUCAGUUGCCCACAAAUUGAGCGCUCUUCUUGUCGUUCUCCUGUUUGCUUUGAACAUGACCAUCUAAACUUGUUGAGGCCUGCAUGAAUGGUUGAACUAUAAUGCAUGACGUUAGAAAAAUAUGAACUCAAACUUUUAAGCACGCGAUAUGAAUAUUCCAUAUAUAUAUUUCAUGUAUAUAUAGAGUGUAUGAACAUCAUAUGAUUAUAGUUCUGCAAAAGCACGCUCUAAAAUCUACAUGCUAAAAGUAAAAAAGUCAAGAUUCCACAUUUUUUUGUUUUCUUCUGUUUAGUAAGUUUCGAAUAAGAAAAUCGGUGUAGUAGUUUCCUUGUCACCAUGUAUCUAUUUAUAUACAUUAUGUUAAUGAGGAAUCAACUAUACAGCAUAAAUAUACUCAAUAUAUUCUGUAGAUAAUUGCAAGGCUUGUUUUUCAUUCGUUUUUUAG